This is a messenger RNA of Fusarium oxysporum Fo47, 987 nucleotides long. RefSeq lists its product as uncharacterized. Bases 1 to 987 code for a protein of 328 amino acids. The record is from RefSeq and is a predicted model, not a curated record. The transcript has 2 exons. Lineage: Eukaryota; Fungi; Ascomycota; Sordariomycetes; Hypocreales; Nectriaceae.
AUGAAACGAAUUCAAGAGGCUCCAGUCAGCCUUUCGCAGAGCACUGACUUCAGUCUUCCAUUGACACUACCAUGGGGGCCACUGGAAUCACCUGUUAUGCCGGGCACAACCUUUUUUUCGAGGUUGUCGUCUUCCGCAGAUCCAUGGUCUAAGAGGUCGCCCUUCCUCAAGAAGUCUUUAGACGACAUCACGCUUCAAUAUGACAACGGCGACGGCGGAACCGCGACAUAUCAAUCAUCUGAGACUACAAUGAGCUCUACAUCAUCGGAACACCUGAGUCUGGCUUUUGGCAUAACUGUCGGAAACCAGUGGCUCAACGUAAGCGUUACAGGUGGCUACGAUAAAGACACUCUUGAGAAUAGCGACGGUCGGAAGUUCUCAAUGCGAGCCUCGUUUCGGUGCGGCAGUGUAAUGCUACUGGAGAAACCUCGCCUAUCCAAGGAGGCUCGAAUUCUUCUCAAGUACGGAGGUGGUAUCGAGGAGUUCAAGAAACGGUACGGAGACUAUUACGUUGCAGGAUAUCGACUAGGUGGCGAUGCGGGAGUGCUUGUGAGUGAGUCCAGAUCAUCGAAGGCAGUUAACGAGCGACUUUCUGUCACCCCGAGUGCCAAGCUCUUGUUCAUAACUGUCAGCAAGACCUACGAAAAGUUCUUCUCCAGUGCGAGCAAAGAAAGCUGUUAUCGAAUUCACGGCUUCGAUACCCUCGAGAAUCAGAGUAUCCCGGCUGAAGCUCCCAUCUCAGUUUAUUCUGAGUCCGGAAUUGCGGACCUGCUAACUAAGGCUGCUGUAUUGGAGAAGCACUGUCUCAAGCUAGCGGAACGAGCUUAUAGACAGAUUGAAGCCACAGGCCUGAGGUCUGGUCAAGAAGUUGAGGCCCAGAUACUCGUGGAACUUCUGAGAUCCAAUCUUGUGGUUGAGAUUUGCUUAUUGCCCAUCUGCCGAUUGCGCGAAGUCAUUGAAUGGUCAAUUUCCAAGGAUAUUAUUUAG